AAAUUGAUCAGAGAAAUCACUAAAAAUCCAACUAAUUAACGCGGAAAGAAUAGUCAAUGAUUUCAAUCAUUUAAUUCUCACUGAUUCUCAGUUAAACGUCUCUCAAAAAUUCACAAUCAAUCCACAUUUCACUCCACCCCAGCUAGAUCUAGGUAAUUACUAUGGGUAGAACCGCAAGAAUUCGUCGACGAAAGCACAAAAAAUCAUCAGAAUCCAAUUCCCAAAAAUACGACUCGUCCGUUCUGAAAGAUCUUGAGGACUGGAUGAAGUCCCUGAACUGGUCCCCGACAUGUCCAUUAACUCCCCACAUAUUUAGUGACACUGGCAGAGGCCUAAAGUGUCUAGAACCCAUAUCAACAGGCCAAAUCAUCAUAAAAAUUCCCCGAAAUUUACUCCUCACAACUUCCUCAAUUUUCCAGUCUCAAAUCGCAAAAAUCUUCACUAAAACUCGAAGUUACGAGCCCCAGGCUGUUCUCUCAGUGCUUCUGUGCUUCGAGAAACAUCUGGGGGAUGAUUCCAAGUGUAAAUUUUAUAUAAACAAUCUACCUGGUCGAUACACAGUCCCAGAUUACUGCAAAAAUAAUGAGAAAUCGAUUUUACCUUCGUUUAUCCUCCAAGACCUCCAAAAACAAUCCCAGAAGGUCACAAAUAAUUACAAGAUGAUUAUGGAAUCAAUUGAUGAGCUGACAAAUAGUGGAAGUGAUGCUUGCGAGCAUUGUGGAAGGUCUCUGAGGGGAAUUAUAACAUUUCAGGCCUUUAAAUGGGGAUUUUAUACUGUAAAUACUCGAGCUGUGUACAUGAACUCCUCUAGAAACUUGAAUAGUCUCAUAAAUAUCUGUGGGGAGGAUAAUUUAGCACUGGCUCCAUUCCUAGACCUCUUCAAUCAUUCCUACGAGGCCUCAGUUCACGUGGGAUUGGAGACUGAUGAUCAUCAUCGAGAAUUCUAUCAAAUUCGGACGUUGAAACCUUUCGAUUCUGGCUCUCAGGUUUUUAUUAAUUAUGGAGCUCAUAGUAAUGCGAAAUUAUAUCUUGAGUAUGGGUUUUUUAUUGGGGAUAAUCCACUGGAUGAGAUUAUUGUUGAUUAUGGGAUGAUUGAGGAGAGUUUCAUUGUCUCGGAGAAUGCUGGGGAGUUUAUCAGAGCUAAUGGGUUCGAUAAAAGUGUUGGGUUUAGUUCUGAGGGAUUGAAUUAUCAUGGGAGAAUUGUUUUGUUUGUUUUGAGUACGAGUUUGGGACAGGAUUGUUGGAAGGAGAGGAUUUAUAGGUAUGAUUUUAGUGAUCGAGAGACGUUUAGUGUUAAUGAGUUGGGGAUUAAACUGGUGAGUAUGAAGAAGAUGGAAUUGAUUGAGGAAUUGAAAGGGAUGAAGGAAAUUGGGGGUCAGAGCGAGAGUUUUAGGAUAUUUGUUUCACUUAUGGAGGAAUAUAUUUCUUUAUGCAAUCGCUGUUUGAAAAAUUUGAUGAGUUAGAGAAUGACCAAAGCUGACGAAACAAUUCAAUUCAAUUCAAUUUCAAUUCUAAUGUAAUUGUUUUAAAACCUAAAAAAACACUUUUGAGGAGUGAAUUUAUUGUUAAAAAAAUGUUUUGUUUAUCUUUAUUACGAAUAAGGCUCGGAAUUGUUGAACAGAAUAUUUGUAAAUAUAGAUUUAGCUCUUGAGGAUUUUAAAAUAAUUAUUAGUCAGGAAUUACGGAAGAGAGAAAUGCAUUUGUUUAUGCAAUAGAUGUGUAAAUAAUUCAGUGAAUGAAAAUAUUAUGACGUGCAUGAAUUGAUCAAUUUGGAAUUGAAAAAAUGAACUU
Molecule: messenger RNA, 1791 nt
Organism: Diachasma alloeum
Lineage: Eukaryota; Metazoa; Arthropoda; Insecta; Hymenoptera; Braconidae
Product: SET domain-containing protein 4
Exons: 1
Coding region: 162-1463 (433 amino acids)
Biological process (GO): peptidyl-lysine trimethylation; peptidyl-lysine dimethylation; peptidyl-lysine monomethylation
Molecular function (GO): histone H3K36 methyltransferase activity; histone H3K4 methyltransferase activity; protein binding
Source: RefSeq, a predicted model, not a curated record